Messenger RNA from Ziziphus jujuba (common jujube), 2636 nucleotides. RefSeq names its product subtilisin-like protease SBT1.9. Gene Ontology annotation, molecular function: serine-type endopeptidase activity. The record is from RefSeq and is a predicted model, not a curated record. Gene Ontology annotation, biological process: proteolysis. The coding region runs from base 241 to 2523 and encodes 760 amino acids. The transcript has a single exon. NCBI's taxonomy places the organism in Eukaryota, Viridiplantae, Streptophyta, Magnoliopsida, Rosales, Rhamnaceae.
AUGAGGUGGAUAUUGGAUGGCGAAAAAGAUAGAAUUGUCCCACUUUUUUAUUCAAUGGCUUUAGAAAAAGACGAAGAUAAAAAACAAACAAAUACAUGCCUAUCAAUGGCGGAAUUUCAUCGUGCUUUUGGCAACUCCUUUUGACUUUCCUAGCUUCCACUGUCCCUGCAAAACACAUGGUUACCGAACAUUGUUGUUCCUGCAGAAUCGUUCCCAACAUAGAAUUUCAUCUGCUCAGCCAUGGAAACUCUAAACCUACAGGUUUUCUGCAUAAUUCUAUUUGCAAGCUCAUGCUUUUACACACUUUCUGCUGAGUCUCGCGUAUACAUUGUGCACAUGGAUUCAUCAGCCAUGCCUAGAGCCUUCUCAACGCACCACAGCUGGUAUUCAGCCACUCUUUCUUCCAUAUCAGACAACUCCAAAGCACCAACCAGCUCAAAACUCAUCCAUACUUAUACCAAUUCCAUCCAUGGCUUCACUGCAAAACUCACUCUUUCCGAGCUUGAAGCUCUCAAAAACUCCCCUGGCUAUAUUUCUUCUACCCCUGAUCGUCCCCUUAAGCUCCAUACCACCCACUCGUCUCAAUUUCUGGGUUUAAGAUCCAACUUUGGUGCCUGGCCUGCUUCUCGUUACGGUGAAGAUGUCAUAAUCGGUGUAAUCGAUACAGGAAUUUGGCCAGAGAGUGAGAGCUUCAACGAUAAAGGAAUGAGUGAAGUCCCUUCUAGGUGGAAAGGAAAAUGCGUAGCCGGAACAGAGUUCAAUUCUUCUCUGUGCAACAAGAAACUCAUCGGAGCUCGGUUCUACAACAAGGGUUAUCUCAAAAGCAAUCCCGGUGUUGAGACUAAGAUGAACUCCUCACGCGACACGCAUGGUCAUGGAACACAUACUGCUUCCACAGCUGCAGGGAGAUUCGUAGAAGGAGCUUCGUAUUUCGGUUAUGGAAAUGGCACUGCUACAGGCAUGGCACCGAUGGCUCGAAUUGCCAUAUACAAAGUGGUCUGGAACCGAGGGAUCGUUGAAUCUGAUGUUAUUGCAGCAAUAGACCAAGCCAUUGAAGAUGGGGUUGAUAUAUUGUCUAUCUCUUUGGGUUUUAACGAUGAAGAUAACCAUUUUCUUGAAGAUGAUAUAAUUGCUGUAGUCACUUUUGCCGCAACGAAGAAGGGAAUUUUUGUUGCCGCUGCAGCAGGAAACGAUGGAUCUAUUCAUGGGACUUUAAUCAAUGGAGCCCCAUGGGUAGUAACAGUAGGUGCAGGAACAGUGGAUCGAGAAUUUUCAGGGACUAUAACUUUGGGAAAUGGUGUGAAAAUUAGCAUUGAGACUUUAUAUCCAGGGAAUUACUCUUCAGACCAGGUUCCGAUUGUUUUCGUGGAUGGUUGCUUAGAUGUGAAGGAAUUGAAGAGACACAAAAACAAGAUUGUAGUCUGCAAAGACAAUCUGAAUAUAAACGACCAAGUCCAAAAUGUCAACUCCGCAAAUGUUUAUGGAGGAAUAUUCAUUACCAAUAUUACAUUAUCCGAUUCCUACACCAGAGACACUGGAUUUUUGUCAGCUUUUAUCGGUUUAAAAGAUGGACAAGAAGUAAUCGACUACAUUAAAAACAGCACCAAAAUCAUUCCGAAAGCAAAAUUGGAAUUCCGGAAGACAAUCCUGGGUACAAAGCCAGCACCAAAAGUGGACGAUUACAGUUCCAGAGGACCAUUUUUGAGCUGCCCAAAUGUUCUGAAACCAGACAUUCUCGCCCCUGGUACAUCAAUCUUGGCAUCAUGGUUACCCACCAAAUCGGUCGCCAAGGUGAAAUCGCAGUUCUUGUUCAGCAAUUUCAACAUCGACACGGGCACUUCCAUGGCCACACCUCAUGUCGCCGGCGUAGCGGCUCUGGUCAAGGCUGUUCACCCUGAUUGGAGCCCUGCAGCCAUUCGAUCGGCUAUCAUGACCACAGCGAAUCCAUUGGACAACGCUCAGACACCCAUCAAAGAUGUUGCAGGGGAUGAUGACAAGCCAGCCAACUCCUUAGGCAUUGGCUCUGGACAUAUCGAACCCAACAAGGCUCUUGAUCCGGGGCUCAUAUAUGAAGCUGAAACAGAGGAUUACAUUAAGUUCCUCUGUGCAUUUAAUUACACAGCAAAACAAAUCCGGAUUAUUAGUGGAUCUGCUCAAAGCUGUGUUAAUAAGUCUUUGGAUCUUAAUUACCCUUCUUUCAUUGCUUACUUUAUUGGAGAUGAAAAAAGUAAGAAAGCCAUAGUUGUACAGGAAUUUAGGAGGACAGUGACAAAUGUAGGUGAGGACAAUUCGAGUUACACAGCAAAUUUGACUUCCAUGGCUGGUUUGAAUGUGAAGGUUGAGCCGCAGAGACUGGUAUUUAGGAAGAAGUUUGAAAGGCUAAGUUACAAAUUGAUAUUGGAAGGUCCAAAAUUGUUGGAAGAGGAGGUGGUUCAAGGCUCUCUGACUUGGGUGGAGGAUAGUGGUAAAUAUGCAGUGAGGAGUCCAAUAUUGGCCACGAACCUCGACCCAAAGUCAUUAUAAGGAAAGCCAUUUAUAAUUGCUCAUUUGAGCAAAUGUGGGUGGGUUAAUAAUGGCAAUAAUAAAGGCAAGAAAAAUAAUGUGGAAAUAUGAGAAUUCGACAUUUUCUCUUUGUA